Molecule: messenger RNA, 363 nt
Organism: Tuber melanosporum (Perigord truffle)
Lineage: Eukaryota; Fungi; Ascomycota; Pezizomycetes; Pezizales; Tuberaceae
Exons: 1
Coding region: 160-309 (49 amino acids)
Source: RefSeq, a predicted model, not a curated record
GCGAGGUGGGUGGGCGGGUAGGUGGUCGAUUAGGAGAGUUUGGUUGAUUGAUUGAUGGAUUGAUGGAUGGAUGGAUGGGAGCAGAGUGGAUGGGUGAGUUGUGUGGUCGUUGCUUUUUGUGGCGGUUGGGUUACCGUUGGGUUGGGGCUGAUAUGAGGAAUGAAUGAAGCAUGGAGGCUGGUUGAACUGUGUUUACAGCGGGUGGGGGAGGGGACAAACCAAGUUGCCAGUAACUUAAAGCCGGUGCCAGUUCGAGGUAAACUGACAACCUCUAAGGAAGUGUCUCCUGGUGUUGUUGUUUAUCGCUGAUUCCAAAAUAAAUAUGAUACUGUAAUUAUGAGAAUGAGAUCAUCACUUUCUACG